Messenger RNA from Meloidogyne enterolobii, 706 nucleotides. NCBI's taxonomy places the organism in Eukaryota, Metazoa, Nematoda, Chromadorea, Rhabditida, Meloidogynidae. The record is from the annotation of a GenBank genome assembly.
UUUUUGUUCAAAUACUUCCGAUUUUUUUUUGAUAAUUUUAAGGUGUUUAUUAAAUUUAAUUGCAACUUUUAAUAAGAAAAUGAGUCAAGAUCAAAGUGAGGGUGAGGAGAUUGUCAAAACGAUUCAAAACUUGGUUGAAAAUGAGGAGGUUUUGCGUGCCAAAAUUUCAUUUGCAACUAUUGUUGAACAGAAAAUGAGCGAGAAAUUGGAACAGCUUCGUGUUUCAAGAAAAGAGGAGAAGGACAAAAUGGAAGCUCAAAAGAAACAAAUUGAAGUUUUGGAGAAAGCUCGUUAUUAUGCUGUGUGUCAUGAACAUAACGUUGAAACAGAGCUGAAACGAAAGCGGACUGUUAUGGGCGAAUUUAAAAAGCUUGUUGAGAGUACUAGUGCGGCUGAUCUGUCCUCGGAAGUUUGUGAAUUGGAUUUGAUCAAGGAAGAUUUUCGUAGUCAAAGGGCUCGCGCUCCAUGGCUUCCUGAAAAACAGGCAAUUUUGGGAGAAUUAAAACAUCACGAAAAUGAACUUGCUCGUCUUCAAAAUGAAAUUUCUCGUACUGAUGGACUUAUUUCUGAACGCGAGGAUUUAUUGGCAAAACACAAGCAGCUUCCAUUCAAAAAUUUUUGUGUUACUUUGGCGAAUUAUUUGCAUAAGACGAGACAAAUGGAUAAUGCAAUGAAGAAUGAGCUGAAAAUUCAGGAAACGGUAUGA